AGAAAUGUACUCUGGCUUCUAUGCUGAAUGAACAUUCGGUGUAAUAGAGAGGCAUGGAAAGUGUCAGGAAAGCAAACUGCAGAUGGGAAGAGGAGCAUAUCUGUUAUGGGGAGACAGAGAAGCAUUGCUUGUGAACUGAAAGAAGAAAGGUACUGUACGAGCGCAACAGGAAAUACAGUAAAGUCACUAUGCGCAGCAACAACAUUCCGAGCAAAGCAAUAGGAUGUGCCUGAAGUUUCUGGUUUCAACAUGAAGCAACUUAUUUCCUCUGUUUACCAGCAUUGUGCCAGUCAACCAUGCCCUGACUUCUCUCUCUGGGAGCACAUCUGCUGUUUAGGUAUGCAUGUGAACAUGUGAACCACAGCGUAAAACGAUUUCAGAAGAAAAACCAACCCCUCAAGACUGAAUUAAGGUCCAACCAACAGUGAGCUGUAACCAGUAAGUUGCUGGACACACUUGUUGCUAUCAGGUUGUGAAUAUUGCUUGGUACUAUGGCUGACGGUACAAAUCAGUUACCCUACUUCUUUGGAAACAUAACACGUGAAGAAGCUGAAGAUUACCUAAAGCAAAAUGGACUGAGUGAUGGAUUAUAUUUAUUGCGUCAAAGCCGAAGCUAUCUUGGAGGCUACGCUCUUUCAGUGGCCCAUGGACGAAGGUAUUACCACUAUACAAUUGAAAGAGAAUUAAGUGGAACAUAUGCAAUUUCUGGUGGCAUUUCUCAUAACUCUCCCAUUGAGCUUAUCAAUUAUCAUGUUCAUGAAAAUAGUGGACUUGUCUGCUUGUUGAAGAAACCUUGCAGUCGCCCCCCUGGUGUUCAGCCCAAAAUAGGACCCUUUGAAGACCUCAAAGAGAAUCUCAUCAGAGACUAUGUGCGACAAACAUGGAAUUUACAGGGUGAAGCACUUGAACUAGCCAUUAUUAGCCAAAAACCUCAGCUAGAAAAGCUAAUUGCCACAACUGCUCAUGAACGAAUGCCUUGGUUCCACGGAACUAUCUCACGUGAGGAAUCUGAACAGCUACUGCUCAAUGGAGUAAAGACAAAUGGAACCUUUUUAAUACGAGAGCGAGACAAUAAUGGAUCAUAUGCUCUGUGUUUGCUGAAUGAUAGAAAGAUUUCACAUUAUCGGAUUGACCGGGACAAGACUGGAAAAUUGUCAAUACCAGAAGGAAAGAAAUUUGAUACUUUAUGGCAGUUGGUCGAGCAUUAUUCCUACAAACCCGAUGGACUUAUCAGAGCACUAACAAACCCAUGCCCACAUUCUGCUGCCUUCAACAGUAUGAGUGGUGGUACAGGUAUGUUUCCCUUUCCAGAACGUCCUGGACUUCCGAAUGUUCCUACAGGGAAUUGGUCAGCAGGUGGAAUAAUCGCAAGAUUCAAAUCCUACUCCUUUCCCAAGGCUGGCAGCAAAAAGCAAAGUUUGGCUGUUCGUCAUGGAAGCGUUUCUUCAAUAAAUCCAUAUGUUUCAAGACCAAAACCAGGUGAAAGAGUUUCAGAAAGUUCCAUGUAUUCCAUGCCAAUGGACACAGAUGUGUAUCGAGGAAUAUAUGAAGAUCCUGAUGAGCUAAGAACUCAAACUCUUAAAAUAAAGCGAGAACAACUCCUAUUAGCUGAUAUUGAAUUGGGUUCUGGCAAUUUUGGGACUGUGAAAAAAGGAAUCUUUAAAACAUCAAAAUCUGAAAAGAAAGUUGCUGUGAAGAUUCUUAAAAAUGAAAACAACGACCCUUCCAGCCAGGAGGAGCUGCUGACUGAAGCAAGGGUGAUGCAACAGUUGGAUAACCCAUACAUUGUCAGAAUGAUCGGGGUUUGUGAGGCGGAGUCUUGGAUGCUGGUUAUGGAACUUGCAGAACUAGGACCAUUAAAUAAGUUUCUAAUUAAGAACAGGGAUGUCUCCGAGAAGAACGUAACAGAACUUGUUCAUCAAGUUUGCAUGGGAAUGAAGUAUCUGGAAGAAAAAAAUUUUGUCCACAGAGAUUUGGCGGCCAGAAAUGUGCUUUUGGUGACUCAGCAUUAUGCCAAAAUCAGUGAUUUUGGGCUUUCCAAAGCAAUUCAGUCUGAUGAAAACUAUUAUAAAGCAAAAAAUUGUGGAAAAUGGCCCAUCAAGUGGUAUGCACCAGAAUGUAUAUACUUCUUAAAAUUUUCAAGCAAAAGUGAUGUAUGGAGUUUUGGAGUACUUAUGUGGGAGGCAUAUUCCUAUGGUCAAAAGCCAUAUAAAGGAAUGAAAGGUGGAGAAGUGACUCAGAUGAUUGAAACUGGAAAACGUUUGGAUAGUCCGCCCAGGUGUCCACCUGAAUUAUAUGAAAUAAUGAAAUUAUGCUGGACAUACAAAUUUGAAGAACGCCCUAAAUUUGCCACGGUUGAACUUAAACUCCGCAACUAUUACUACGAUAUUGCCCAGUAAAUGUCAUCUGCAAUAGUUUUUUUUGUUUGUUUGUUUGUUCUUUUGUUUUUUUAGUAAAUUGAUGCAGUUUCAACAACAGAUCAUUUCUUUUUGGUUUAUUUUAAAAUGUCAAUUUCAUUUGUGCACAUUUUCUGUAUGUUGUGUAUAUGCCUUGCUGUUUGGUACGUCUUUGCUAUUCGGGAUUUGUUAACAAAGCCUUCUUGCAAAUAACACAGGGUAUUUGGUAAAUAUUUCUUUUUGUUUUUUAUUAAGUCACUUAAAAUAAAGAUAUUGGAAAACUGAA
Rana temporaria (common frog) is the source of this 2682-nucleotide messenger RNA. RefSeq names its product spleen associated tyrosine kinase (gene SYK). Gene Ontology annotation, cellular component: extrinsic component of cytoplasmic side of plasma membrane; cytoplasm. The transcript is spliced from 15 exons. Bases 492 to 2399 code for a protein of 635 amino acids. NCBI's taxonomy places the organism in Eukaryota, Metazoa, Chordata, Amphibia, Anura, Ranidae. Gene Ontology annotation, biological process: neutrophil activation involved in immune response; cell surface receptor protein tyrosine kinase signaling pathway; positive regulation of alpha-beta T cell proliferation. The record is from RefSeq and is a predicted model, not a curated record. Gene Ontology annotation, molecular function: non-membrane spanning protein tyrosine kinase activity; signaling receptor binding; ATP binding.